Molecule: messenger RNA, 3666 nt
Organism: Coregonus clupeaformis (lake whitefish)
Lineage: Eukaryota; Metazoa; Chordata; Actinopteri; Salmoniformes; Salmonidae
Product: casein kinase I
Exons: 12
Coding region: 634-1779 (381 amino acids)
Biological process (GO): negative regulation of canonical Wnt signaling pathway; peptidyl-serine phosphorylation; signal transduction
Cellular component (GO): nucleus; cytoplasm
Molecular function (GO): ATP binding; protein serine/threonine kinase activity
Source: RefSeq, a predicted model, not a curated record
CCCGAGUGUUCCUCGCGUUCGCCUGCGCCUAGCUAGCUAGGUAUUCACCUCGAGACAGAGCGUGGAGUUUUGUGGAGUAGUGACAAGAAAAUGGCGGAGUGAGUGGGUUGCGCUUUGAAGGAAAGCAGCGACCCUAGGUUUCCGUAAAAUAUAAUACGAACAAAGGAGAAUCACAUUUUAAAAAAUAACUUUCAUCGGAAAUUUGACAAACAACAACAACAUUGCCCCUCUCGCGGAGGUGGUUCAAACAGAUUAUCGAACGGGGCUUCGCAGGACCACUGGUGUCAUUUCGAUACCUCGACGCUAGCUGGCUAGCGACGAGGCACUGGGCGACGGAUAAACAAGGCACAUUAGAAGUGUUUUCAGACGAAUUAUUUGGCCAUUUUCGUGAUAUGUUGGGUUUAUUUUUGUCAAUAUUUUUUAACUAGCUAGCUAGUGAAUAACGCAUGAAAAGAAACAACGUCUGUUCUAGCUCGCUAACAUUACAUUGUUUCAAGUACAUAGCACACGACCAACCAGGACUGUAUGUUCACGUUAAUGUUCUGAUAACGAGCUGGCCAAGUAGGGGAACCGACGGAGUAGUCCCAGAGAAUACUAUUUUAAACUGAUUGGGGUUGCUCGUAUUUUGAGGAUAUGGCAAGCAGCAGCGGCUCAAAAGCCGAAUUCAUUGUCGGUGGAAAAUACAAACUUGUCAGAAAAAUUGGAUCUGGAUCAUUUGGUGACAUAUACCUGGCGAUCAACAUCACAAAUGGAGAGGAGGUAGCUGUAAAAUUGGAAUCUCAGAAAGCCAGACACCCACAGUUGUUAUAUGAAAGCAAGCUGUACAAAAUAUUACAAGGAGGAGUUGGAAUCCCACACAUACGGUGGUAUGGCCAAGAAAAGGACUACAAUGUCCUAGUGAUGGACCUGCUGGGACCCAGUCUGGAAGACCUCUUCAACUUCUGCUCGCGCAGGUUCACAAUGAAAACUGUACUAAUGCUCGCAGACCAGAUGAUCAGCAGAAUCGAGUAUGUGCAUACAAAGAACUUCAUUCACAGAGAUAUCAAGCCAGACAACUUUUUAAUGGGUAUUGGCCGUCACUGUAACAAGUGUUUAGAAUCUCCAGUGGGGAAGAGGAAAAGAAGCUUGGCUGUUAGUUCUUCUCAGGACCCAUCUUUCUCAGGAUUAAACCAGUUGUUCCUCAUCGACUUUGGUCUGGCCAAAAAAUACCGGGACAACAGGACACGACAGCACAUACCGUACCGAGAAGACAAGAAUCUCACCGGCACAGCACGCUAUGCCAGCAUCAACGCGCACCUGGGCAUCGAGCAGAGUCGCCGAGAUGACAUGGAGUCGCUAGGCUACGUCCUGAUGUACUUCAACAGAACCAGCCUGCCCUGGCAGGGACUAAAGGUAGGCCAGGCUGCCACAAAGAAACAGAAGUACGAGAAGAUUAGCGAGAAGAAGAUGUCCACUCCAGUCGAGGUGUUGUGUAAGGGUUUCCCAGCAGAGUUCGCCAUGUACCUGAACUACUGCCGUGGGCUGCGGUUCGAGGAGGCACCUGACUACAUGUACCUGCGUCAGCUGUUCCGCAUUCUCUUCAGGACCUUGAACCACCAGUACGACUACACAUUUGACUGGACGAUGCUGAAGCAGAAAGCAGCCCAGCAGGCUGCGUCCUCAGGGGGACAGGGGCAACCGGCACAAACCCCCACAGGCAAGCAAACUGACAAACCCAAGAGUAACAUGAAAGUCUCUACCCUCCCUCUCGUAGAGGGUAUCCCGGGUGCCCAGGGUUGAUGGCAGAGGAGUCAACCCAAUUUUUCAAAAAACCUGAAGCAGUUUUCAUCAGGUUUCUGAGCAGUAAGACAAUGAAAUGAAGCAGAGCAGAGUGGCCGUAGCAGGAUUUGCCUUCCAAUCACACCCCGGCAUCCAGGAUCAAAUUCACCAGAACCUGCCAGGCAUUGUGGGCAACCCUUUUUUCCUGUUAAAGAACUUUCCUUCCAUAUACUAUAUAUGUAAUCGCUCUAUAUAGAUAACAUGCUCUGCAUAUAUCUAUAUAUUGGUAUGUAUAUACUAUAUCCACACAGGAAGCAGGCUUGGUAUGGAAUUUUCCGAAGCUGUAUCCUUUGUCCUGUCCCUGAAGAUUUUUUGUGUUUCUUCAAAACGGAAAACUAAGAAAUGGUUGGCUCACUGCGGAUGUAAUUGUGCACCUGCCAAUACUUUUCCCUUGAUACUUUCUCCCUCUGAGAGCUGCUGUUUGGGGGCCUCCCUCACCUCAUGGCUGCCUGUCAGAGCAGCUUUGCCCCCAUUCCCUCUGUCACCGAGCGUGGCAUGACGACCCAGACAGUCAGUCAGAUUGAACAUUUGAAACAACCAUUAUCUCUUCCUUAUUCAACUUUUUUCCCCUCAUUCUCAAGCAAAAUGAAAGAUGUAAACUGAAACAGUUUCCUUUAUGAAUGAAUCCUGGGUAUUUACUAAAGCAAACAUUGGAUUUAUUUUGUUUUCAUCAAAAAGGUAAUUAAGAUUCUGCCUGCUGAUAUGUGCUAGAAGAGCUUCUAAUGUGAAGAUGAAAACACUAGGUUUCUCUUUAGAACGCUGCAUUAAUAUUGUACUUGGUAUUCUGAAGUCUUGAACAAUGAAUAAAAAAGAUGAACUCCACAAAAGCAUAUUCAUUAUAAAUUAGGCACGACUUGACUAAACCUGUUUGUGAAUUGCUUAGAAAAAUUAUGCAUCAAUUAAAUUAAUGGCCUCAAUGUUCUGUUUUUGAGACCGACAAACGUGCUCACUCCACCCGCCCUUCCAGUUAUAUUUAUAUAUAUAUACUUUCAAAAAAAAUCAGAACUUUUUUUCAGUUUUAUAGAGUUGUCUUUCCCUGUAUUGAAUUGAUCAUUUUGGGGAAAGGGUGUUUUUGUUGCUUCUUCCUACGGGGAAGCAGAUCCUGUUGUAAAAUACUCUGGGACUUUCUCUCUGCAACUACAUAUUGCUGCUGCUUAGAGUAGCAACCGUUUCCUCAUUUUCGUUUUUUUUAUUGCAAAGAAAGUGUUGGAGGGUUUAUUUUCUAUAUACUUUUGAGUCUUGUAAGGCAAUAACCAUUUGGAUUUCUGUCAGCCUUUAGUCACAACAGAUGCACCCCAGGGGCUGUUUGUCCCCCCCUCCCCCACAUUAUUCCCCCUGACCCAGCAUUAGCUAUUUUACAGCUGGACAUUCUAUAAAAGUGUAAUUUAUUCCCUUUUAGCAUGUCAGAAUAAAUUCUAAUGACUUGUCAGAACCACUGUCCCAGUCUGUAAUUUGAAGAACACACAGACUUCUGCCUUAGGCCUGGAUGAUGAUAGCUGUUGGGGGAAAAAACAAGUAUUUUUUGCUUUCCAUUUGCUUGUCUUUACACAUUUACCUGUUGACUACCACACAACCCUAGUAUUGUGAGCAUUUGGAAACUUGAGACAUCGGCAGGAUUGGGGAUAGAUAAGGAAAGACUUUUGUUCAAAGAUAUCACACUCAAAGAUUGCUUGAGACAAAGGGACACAUUUGUGGAAAUGGUCUAAAAAGGUAUUGCUAUCUAGAAAAUUCAAUUCCUGUGAAAUUAUAUUGUUGGGGUGGUGGGUAGUUGUAGGUGCUUGUGGUGGUGUUUUGAAAAAAAAUCUUCCAGGAUUUAUAUCUGUAAAUAUUAAAAUGGCUUCAAAUGGC